Apodemus sylvaticus (European woodmouse) is the source of this 1852-nucleotide messenger RNA. Its product is annotated as interferon-inducible GTPase 1-like. Gene Ontology annotation, cellular component: endoplasmic reticulum membrane. Gene Ontology annotation, biological process: cellular response to interferon-beta; defense response. Bases 204 to 1436 code for a protein of 410 amino acids. NCBI's taxonomy places the organism in Eukaryota, Metazoa, Chordata, Mammalia, Rodentia, Muridae. The transcript has 2 exons. The record is from RefSeq and is a predicted model, not a curated record. Gene Ontology annotation, molecular function: GTP binding; GTPase activity.
AUUGGCCAACACACACUGUGAGGGGAGGGGCAGAAGCCAGAAAGGUGUGUGAGUCCUGGAACUGACCUGAGCCACAGAGGAAGCAGGAGUGGGUUUCAUGGGAAGAGACUAGAGCACACACAGGAGGGUGCUUCCUGCAGUGGACCUACAGUGUGUGAAUCCACUGGACACAGGAGUUUCUGGCCUUUUGUUCACUCAGUGUCAUGGGUCAGCUGUUCUCUGGCACAUCUAGGAGGGAAGCCUUGUGCUCUAGCUUCACUGGAUAUUUUCAGAAGUUUAAGGCAGAAAACAAAAUCAUUUCUCAGGAAACCAUCACGUCAGUUGAGUUAUACCUGACACUAGGAGACCUUCAGCAAGUAAAUGAUACAAUUACUUAUGCAUUAAGAGAACUUGCUAGUGCCCCACUCAAUGUCGCUGUGAUAGGAGAGUCUGGAACGGGCAAGUCCAGUUUCAUCAAUGUCUUCAGGGGGGUUGGACAUGAAGAGGAAACUGCAGCUCCAGUUGGGGUAGUGGAGACAACCAUGAGGAGAACUCCAUACAGACACCCCAACAUUCCAAAUGUGGUUAUUUGGGACCUGCCUGGUAUUGGAACGACAAAUUUCCCACCGAAAGAUUAUCUGGAGAAAGUAAAGUUCUGUGAGUAUGACUUCUUCAUUAUUAUUUCGGCCACACGCUUUAGGAAAAAUGAUAUAGACCUCGCCAAAGCAGUCAGCAUCAUGAAGAAGGAUUUCUACUUUGUGAGAACUAAGGUGGACAUAGAUCUAGAAAAUGAAAAGCAAUGCAAAGACACCUUUGGCAGAGAAGCCUUCCUGCAGCAUAUCCGAAGCCAUUGUGUGAAUAUGUUUAAGAAGAAUGACCUUGAUGUGCCACCAAUCUUCCUGAUCUCAAACAAAAAUGUUUCUGACUAUGAUUUCCCAAUCCUGAAGGUCAUGCUGAAAAACAAACUGUCUACUCACACACAUCGGAAUAUUAUGUUUUCCUUGCCUAAUAUUACGGAGGCAGUCAUUGAAAGAAAAUGCAACUCUAUACAGCAGUUUAUCUGGCUAGAAGCCUUCAAAGAUGGAGUUUUGACGUCUAUUCCUGCAGUGGGCAUCCUCAAGGACAGUGAUGUGGAGAAGUUAAAGACUAGUUUAAACCACUAUCGAGUUCUCUUGGGAGUAGAUGAUGCAACCCUGGAGUUCAUGGCAAAGGAUUCCCAAGUGCCUGUUGAACAACUGAAAAAAAUCACUAAAUCUCCUUAUUUGUUGGAAACUAAGAACAGAAAAACAUUAGAAGGAAUGUUUGUAAAAUAUAUAGAGAAAUCUGUUUCAGCCAAUGAUCGGCUCCUGGCAACAGGUCUUUACUUUAGGAAAGCCUUUUACUUACAACUUCUUCUCCUUGACACAGUGGCUGAAGAUGCCAAAGUUCUCCUUAGAAAGACACACUCAAGAAACUAGUUCAGACUAGUUUAGGCCAAGCUUAGAGGUGAACACUUUAACCCCAGGACUCCACUCAGGAGGCAGAGGCAGGCACAUGUGUGUGAGUUUGAACCACCCUAGUUAGUCUACAUUCCGAAUUCCUGCUAGAGCUACAUGGUGAGAACCUACCUCAAAAAACAAAGACAAUAAAAAAAAAAACAUAUAAGUUCAAAUUCAAGUCACACACAGCCACUGACCAUAACCAUGUCUAACAGUUAACACUAGAGUCAUUAUCCAAUCUCCUAACCGCAUGAGAUACCUGAAGAUAAUGCUCAAGGGCCUGAAUUAUAGCAGAAUCCUCUUACUAACUCAUAUUCUCUCUCAUACCUCCCUUUCUGACUCCCAAAUACACACACAGACACACACACAGACACACACACACACACAAACACACA